CUUGACCGACUGCUUUCUUUCUCUCUUGCUUCGAACUUAAUAUUUCACUACAACCGAGAAUAUGAUUACUCCAAAAGACCAACAACUAUUUCCUGAUCCGGGUUUUUUCCGGGGUAUUCAUCUAAAGAAGACAAUCAAGGAUAAAUGUAGGAUUUUCGGAGAGACGACCAUGUACUACGGCAAUGCUGGAUCUGUCCAGGUAUUGUCUCCGAUCCCGGGCUCUCCAUCACCAGACACUGAACCAAUGAUUGACCGCAUGCGAGCAGACUGUCCGGAGAGAUCGUCACUGGUCAGAUCUGACCAUAAAGACAAGGCUAAGAAAAAGAAAUCCAUUCCAAAAAACAAGAUUUCGUCCUCGAAAAUUACCAAAGGAUUUGGUUACUCUUUACCGCCCAUAGCAAAUGUGCAUACAACUAUACCUUCGAAGGAGACGGGCGAGAAUCCAAAGUUAUUAAAAUCGACGGAAGAAUGCAAACCAAUAAACCUGCCGAGCUUGAGAACUAGCCGAAACAGGAAACGAUUACCAAAGGGAAAUAACUCGUCUACACGUAACGUUUUGUAUGAAGUCCCGCCACCCCGGCUGCGGACUGACAGUCUUCCAUCUCUUCGAAUCAAAGCUUUGGUUGUUCGGUAGAAACUUCAAAGAUGGAGUAAAGACAUUUGACUAUUGUUGAUAAGAUACGAGUCUCUGAUUCUAAUGGGUUUUUUUUUUUUAAUUAUUCUGGAAAAUGAACACCCAUACAUAAUAAAUGCUGAACACAAUUAUGAUCUA
This is a messenger RNA of Pecten maximus, 772 nucleotides long. RefSeq lists its product as uncharacterized. The transcript has 2 exons. Lineage: Eukaryota; Metazoa; Mollusca; Bivalvia; Pectinida; Pectinidae. The record is from RefSeq and is a predicted model, not a curated record. Bases 62 to 634 code for a protein of 190 amino acids.